Boleophthalmus pectinirostris (great blue-spotted mudskipper) is the source of this 1483-nucleotide messenger RNA. Its product is annotated as opioid growth factor receptor-like. Gene Ontology annotation, cellular component: membrane. The transcript has 8 exons. Gene Ontology annotation, molecular function: opioid growth factor receptor activity. The record is from RefSeq and is a predicted model, not a curated record. Bases 32 to 1279 code for a protein of 415 amino acids. Lineage: Eukaryota; Metazoa; Chordata; Actinopteri; Gobiiformes; Gobiidae.
GAAGUGCUCUACUUUCUUUUCACUUGAGCAAAUGGUGAUGCUGCUUUAUCGUCAUUUUAAACAAUUAUUCUUUAGGAUGUUUUGGUGGGUGAGAAGCCGGUCUUUUUUGGAGGGGAUGAGACAAGCGUUCUCGGGGUCAUGGUUUUACAUUGUCAAAGUAUGUUUAGGACUCGUAGUUCCGCUGUUGGCGAUACGACACUGGGUUAAAGGCCCUAAUAGUCGUAAUGAGCCCAGAGAAGCGAAAACUUCCGUGAGCUCGGAGGAGGUCGAUAUUUUCACCGAUGACGAGGAUACCGGGGAGCCCACCGCCCCCGUACCGGAGCCUGCGCAGAACAAUCCGUGCGCUCUCACGGAGGACCACGCGUGGAGAGAUGGCCCCGAUGACUUCCACUGUGACUAUGAUUCCACCUGGGAAACUGACUCGGACCACAGCCAGGACCAAAUUCAAGAAGAAAGCGAAGGAAGUGUUCAAGGGGGACAGAGGGAGUGGACGGGUCACACGUUUAAGCAAGUCUCCAAUUGGCAGUCGUACAAGUUUGAGAGAUUUCAAGCUGCUGCCAGGGAUCUACAGAAUUACAGACACAACUAUCCGAACAAACCUUUCCGGGGUUGGGAAUAUCAAGACCGUGAAACUGAUAAAUACCCAAAUUUGGACUUCUACCUUGGAAAUCGGCCCUCUUUACCUGAUGAUGUAUACAUAAGUGACUACCAUACUACGUGGAAAGGAAAAUAUGACACUUUGGAGUCUGUCCACACCUAUAUUCAGUGGCUGUUUCCCUUGCAAGAGCCAGGAGUAAAUCCUGAGGCUAGUACACUCACCGAAGACGAAAUAAAGGAGUUUUGUAAGAAUGAUACAGCAAGAAAACACCUGCUUGAAUCAUACAAGCUCAUGUUGGAUUUCUAUGGAAUGGAGCUGUGUGAUGAGAAAACUGGAGCAGUGAAGAGAGCCUGGAACUGGAAAAAUCGCUUCUCCAAUCUGAACAGAUAUAGUCACAACAACCUGAGGAUCACCCGGAUUCUGAAGUGUUUAGGAACCUUGGGAUAUGCUCACUACCAAGCCCCUCUGGUCUAUUUCUUCUUAGAGGAGACUCUGGUGAAUGGAGAACUUCCAAGAGUCAAGGACAGUGUACUAAACUACUUCCUGUUUACGGUGCUUGACAAGAAAGAACGAAGAAGUCUUCUUGAGUUUGCUUAUCUCAACUUUAACAAAAAUGAAGAAUUUGUGUGGUGUCCCUUAAAGAUCCAGAAGAAAUUGGAAAAACAAAGCAUCAAAACAUGAAGCAUCCAAACAAAUCCACUUUUGUGACAAUGUGAAAUACAUUUGUGGGCAAAGAAAAUCUUAGGUAUGACAUUAAAACCGCUUGAUUCCUUAUAUUAUGAAGAAACUGUUAGGUGACAGUCAUUUCCUGUUGUUCAAUAUACAAUAAUUUUUACCAAAAUGCUAAUUGUGUAUUCCAUAUAAAAUAAAAAUAUACAAAUAUUG